Molecule: messenger RNA, 717 nt
Organism: Seriola dumerili (greater amberjack)
Lineage: Eukaryota; Metazoa; Chordata; Actinopteri; Carangiformes; Carangidae
Product: protocadherin gamma-C3-like
Exons: 1
Biological process (GO): homophilic cell-cell adhesion
Cellular component (GO): plasma membrane
Molecular function (GO): calcium ion binding
Source: RefSeq, a predicted model, not a curated record
AUGGGACACAAAGCGUUUUCAGCGCUCGGCCUGGUUACCUUCUUGGGAGUAUUUCUUCUAUCGUUGCGAACCGUCAGUGGAGAUGUGGCUUAUUCUUUUUCAGAGGAGAUGAAACACGGCUCGGUUGUUGGAAAUAUAGCGAAAGACAUAGGACUUGAGGUGGGCAAACUGUCUACUCGAAAGGCUCGCAUUGAUGCAGACGGGAACAGCAAACGUUAUUGUGACAUUAAUCUGAGUACCGGAGACAUAAUUGUAGCUGAUAGGAUUGACAGAGAGGGGCUUUGUGGCAAAAAGGCAUCAUGCCUUUUGAAGCAGGAGCUUGUUUUAGAGAACCCUUUAGAGCUACAUCGCAUUAAUAUUCACGUUCAGGAUGUCAACGACAAUUCACCGCAGUUCAAAAAGAAAUCAAUAAAAUUUGAUAUUAGGGAAUCGGCAGACAAAGGAAGUCGUUAUCGUUUAGAUGAGGCCCACGAUGCAGAUGUCGGUCAAAACGCCAUCCAGGGCUAUAGCAUCGAGGCAAACGAGAACUUCAGAUUGAAUGUUGUUGCAAAAAGCGGAGGAGGAAAAUACAGUGAGUUAGUUUUAGAGAAGGAGCUGGAUAGAGAACAACAGGAGGAACUAGCGAUUGUGCUUGUGGCAACAGACGGAGGCACACCUCAGAGAUCAGGUACUGCAGUCAUUCAUGUCACUGUGCUGGAUGCUAAUGAUAACGCCCCA